This is a messenger RNA of Plasmodium vivax (malaria parasite P. vivax), 567 nucleotides long. RefSeq lists its product as hypothetical. The record is from RefSeq and is a predicted model, not a curated record. The transcript has 2 exons. The coding region runs from base 1 to 567 and encodes 188 amino acids. Lineage: Eukaryota; Apicomplexa; Aconoidasida; Haemosporida; Plasmodiidae. Gene Ontology annotation, molecular function: structural constituent of chromatin; DNA binding.
AUGCACAUAAUAUGGUUUUUGCUCCUCUUCGCCUUUGAGUUUGCUUAUGCACGCCGAGCGUUCAUUAAUGUCCACAAGAAUAAUAUCAUUAACAACAAACUGGGGGUCAAUAACACGUACAGCAAGAAUGCGCUAUACCAGAGCUCUUCCAAGGUUCCCAUUUCGCAGGCCAUCACGAAGAAGCAGAUAAUCGAGGAAGUCUCCAUGGAAACGAAGGAAAGCAAAAAGACAGUGGAGAAAAUUAUGAACGGAAUAUUUGACAACAUAUACAAACACCUGGAAAACAACGAAAAAAUUUACAUUCACAAAUUUGGAAUGUAUUACAACAUUUUUAGAAAAAAAAGAUGCAUUAAAAAUAUGCGAACAAAGGAAGAUAUCCAUAUAGAGAGUAGCCACAUGCCGCAUUUUAAAUUCUCCAAGAUAUUUAGGGACCUCAUAAAGGUAAACGUGAAGGCGAAAAGAGACGACGAGGAGGAUGACGAAAGCGACAUGAAUGAAGAAAACAUGAACAUGGGAAACAUUAACGAGAGUUUCAACGAGAACGUGAAUGAGAAGUUGAUUUAUUGA